Messenger RNA from Fonsecaea monophora, 918 nucleotides. RefSeq lists its product as hypothetical. Gene Ontology annotation, molecular function: rRNA (uridine-2'-O-ribose)-methyltransferase activity. The record is from RefSeq and is a predicted model, not a curated record. The transcript is spliced from 4 exons. Lineage: Eukaryota; Fungi; Ascomycota; Eurotiomycetes; Chaetothyriales; Herpotrichiellaceae. Gene Ontology annotation, cellular component: mitochondrion. Bases 1 to 918 code for a protein of 305 amino acids. Gene Ontology annotation, biological process: RNA methylation.
AUGUCUCCCCUCGCCAAACUCUAUCUCAUUGCCUCACGCUUCGCUUCCUCGAGCACGCGGCGCUGGACUGAUCGGCAGCGAGGGGACCAGUUUGCUCGCGCCGCAAAAGUCCAAGGAUUGAAGAGUCGGGCGGCUUUCAAGCUGUUACAGAUCAAUGAGCGAUACAGGCUUUUCAAGCCUGGCAUGACUGUGGUGGAUCUGGGGUUUGCGCCGGGGAGUUGGAGUCAGGUCGCCAUUGACCUGACAAAGCCUCGGGGACGAGUGCUAGGUGUUGAUCUCCUUCCCGUCCAGCCGCCAAAGGGUGUGUCGACAAUCCAAGGCGACUUUCUGUCCCCAGACAUUCAAGCCGAGAUAAAGUCCUUUCUGCGAAACCCCGACCGGGGCCGUCUACGGCAACCACUCACGCUAGGCUCGUCCGCAACUUCAGAUGGCGGACUAGACCAAGCGGUGCUCGAGGAUGAGGCAACUGGCUACCUCGAGCGCGAAAGCCACGAGAAGACGCUUGAGGAAGAAGAGCAAGAUCGACAACAUCUGGACAAGUCGGUCGACGUGGUGUUGAGCGACAUGUGUGAACCCUGGGACCCGCUUGAAGGGCUUUACAAGAAGAGCAUCAGUAACCCUUAUCGCAGGUUGAUGAACACGAGUGGAAAUGCCUUUCGCGAUCAUGCAGGAAGUAUGGAUCUCUGCAGAGCCGCCCUGCGAUUCAGCUACGACACGCUCAAAGUCGGCGGACAUUUCGUGUGCAAAUUCUACCAGGGCGUCGAAGACAAGGCGCUGGAGAAGAGCCUCAAGGCCAUGUUCCACAAGGUCCAUCGCGAGAAACCCGAGAGCUCGCGGAGUGAAUCCCGCGAGGCGUAUUUCGUGGGCAUCAAGCGGUUGGCAAAGGUUGAUCGGGACGCGGUGUUUGCCGAGCCGUGA